UGGUUUUUCAGAUAACUUGUUUGUGUUGUCACAAUACAAUGGUGACUGUGCGACUGGCCAAGCCAGCAGACUUGCUCAACAUGCAGCACUGCAACCUUCUCUGUCUACCUGAGAACUACCAGAUGAAGUACUACUUCUACCACGGACUCUCCUGGCCCCAGAUGUCCUUUGUGGCUGAGGACGAGCACAGUGGCAAGAUAGUGGGAUAUGUGCUGGCUAAAAUGGAGGAGGACCCGGAUGACUUGCCCCAUGGACACAUCACUAGUCUGGCUGUGAAGAGAUCGCACCGUAGAGCGGGUCUUGCCCGUAAGCUGAUGGACCAGUCGGCACGCGCCAUGGUGGAGAGCUUCAGUGCCAGAUAUGUGUCUCUGCACGUGCGAGUGUCCAACAGAGCUGCCCUCUCACUCUACAGAGACAAUCUGGGCUUCCAGAUCAGCGAGGUUGAGAGUAGAUACUACGGGGACGGAGAAGACGCCUAUGCUAUGAGACGAGACCUGACCACUCUACUGGCCUCAUGCGAGGAGACAGAAAAGAAACUGGAACAGGAGUUUGCCAAACUCACUUUGGGAAAGGAGGAUGCAGCUAUUGUAGAUAAUAAAUCGGAAAGCUACAAACCAGAGGUGCAGAAAAGCGAAGACGCAGUAGAAAACACAGCAGAUAAACCAGAAGACAUUUCUAGUCCAGUUAACCUAACUUCGAAAGACAGAACUGAAAAUGAUGACAUUGAGGGAUCAAAAUCCGAUGAGAACUCAAAAAUUAUUUGUGAACAAAAUUUGGAUAGUCAUGUGAACAAAGUUGAUGAUAUAGACUGAGAUUGAAUUUAAGGUGCGAAUCUUUUCA
Molecule: messenger RNA, 840 nt
Organism: Symsagittifera roscoffensis
Lineage: Eukaryota; Metazoa; Xenacoelomorpha; Acoela; Convolutidae
Product: N-alpha-acetyltransferase daf-31-like
Exons: 3
Coding region: 39-812 (257 amino acids)
Biological process (GO): N-terminal protein amino acid acetylation
Cellular component (GO): NatA complex
Molecular function (GO): protein N-terminal-serine acetyltransferase activity; protein-N-terminal-glutamate acetyltransferase activity
Source: RefSeq, a predicted model, not a curated record